CGCCCUUCAUUCGAAAUAACACGUUCAAGAGACGGGAUGCGCAGAACCAUCGAGGUACUGUACACAUGCUGCUGAGGGGCGAGAAGACGACGGGUGGGAAAUGGAGAUACGAUCAAGUGGAGCAGACCCCUCUCAUGUGCCGAACUCGUCGAAAGAAUAUGAAUCUCUUCUCCGAACGUACACAAUGGAUUCCCUUAUUGGACAAGGAAAAUAUGGCAAAGUAUAUUCUGGGUAUCGAAGAAAAGAUAGUCUGCCGGUAGCAAUUAAAUCGGUCAGAAAAGGAGAAAUUAAGAAAUGGAUCCAGCUGCCAGGUGAGAUGGAGCUUUUGCCUCUGGAAGCUGCCCUUCUCCAGAUUGCUAGCAGUCCUCCAACAUCUCCUAGAGUGAUCUGCUUUUUGGAUCGGUUUCAAACAUCCUCUGAGUAUUUGCUUGUAAUGGAGAGACCGGAGCCCUGCAAAGACCUGUAUGAAUUUCUGCUUGAUCAAACACAAGGCAAAUUUGGAGAACCUCUUGCAAAAUAUAUCUUCAGGCAAAUUGUUGAGGCAGUAAUUCACUGUCAUUCUCGGGGAAUUCUGCAUGAUGAUGUCAAGGUUAACAACAUAUUAGUGCAGACUACAACAUACCAGGUGAAACUAAUUGAUUUUGGAGUUGGUUCUAUUCUAAUGGAGCCUGAACACUGUAACUUUGGUGGUACUUUUAUUUUUUUUUCUCCCGAGCGGGUCCUGAAUAAAAAGUACAAAGCAACUCCAACAAAUGUGUGGGCACUAGGGAUCAAUCUCUACAUUUUGGUAACUGGAGAACCACCCUUUAGGAAAGCUGAUGAGAUUAUAGAAGGCAAACUAUGUUUUCCAACUGAUAUUUCUCAAGAAUGCAAGAGUUUGAUAAAUUGGUGCUUGAUGUUUAAACCAGAAGACCGCCCAAGUUUACGGGAAAUUUUGGGUCACCCAUGGCUGCAGUCAACAUGUCCUGAAAUGUUACAGGAGAAAGAGUGUGUUUCAGCAAACAUGGAGGAAGGCAGCUACACGGACACUACUAGCACACCAACGGCAAGACCCAUAAUUAGAGUACAGGCAGAGAUCGAAAAACAGUAGAGGAGCCUACCAGCAAACCAUUCGAAUGAUAAAUCACAUCUAAUGGUAAAGAAGUCCACUUUGGAGGGAUUCCGAGCUGAUGGGACAACCUUUAUGAUCGACUCCAGAGGGAUAUCCAGGCAGUGUAUGACUAAAGACUGGGGGGCCGCAGAAUCAUCAGCAACAUCAACAUGUGUGUCUUGCAGGUUACCAACACUGUCAGCAACCCGGUUAAGGCCAGGGAUUCAUAGUGUUACUCCAGUGCCUGGUAGAAGAGUCCACGAAAGAUGGCAACGACCAAGUCGAACCUGUCGCCAGUGCCAGGCCCCUCUACACAUAACAGAUUGUCAACCCCCUGCCUUGGAAGCCUGCUCAUCUGCUGCGACUCCAAGAAUUGUUACUGUCAUCGGCUACUCUGUUGUUGGUAAUAUCAACGCACUUUUAAAUGAGAAGCAUCUUUAGCUCCACUAUUGUUCUCCCUUUAAAUACUAACGGCAAGUAAUAUUAACAUGUAACUUUGCAGUUGAUUUCCACUUUUAUGGUGGUAUUUAAUUUGUAUCAAUCGAGC
Molecule: messenger RNA, 1637 nt
Organism: Polypterus senegalus (gray bichir)
Lineage: Eukaryota; Metazoa; Chordata; Cladistia; Polypteriformes; Polypteridae
Product: serine/threonine-protein kinase pim-2-like
Exons: 7
Coding region: 101-1090 (329 amino acids)
Biological process (GO): regulation of mitotic cell cycle; negative regulation of apoptotic process; protein autophosphorylation
Cellular component (GO): cytoplasm
Molecular function (GO): ATP binding; protein serine/threonine kinase activity
Source: RefSeq, a predicted model, not a curated record